Chanos chanos (milkfish) is the source of this 1485-nucleotide messenger RNA. RefSeq names its product ribonuclease inhibitor-like. Lineage: Eukaryota; Metazoa; Chordata; Actinopteri; Gonorynchiformes; Chanidae. The transcript has 10 exons. Gene Ontology annotation, molecular function: protein binding. The record is from RefSeq and is a predicted model, not a curated record. Bases 1 to 1485 code for a protein of 494 amino acids.
AUGAAUCUGAGUGGGAAUAAACUAGGAGACUCAGGAGUGAAACACAUCUGCACCCUACUGAAAAAUCCAAACUGUAAACUCCAGAAACUGCUACUUUCAGACUGUAGUAUAACAGGUGAAGGAUAUGCAGCUCUGCCUUCAGCUCUUAAAUCAAACCCCUCACACCUGAUAGAGCUGGAUCUGAGAGGGAAUGACCCUGGAGACUCAGGAGUGAAGCUGGUCACUGAUUUACUAAAUUUACUUAAUAAUACCGAGUGUAAACUGAAGACACUGAGACUGACAUGUGAUGCUGCAGAGAAAGCCUGUGAUUAUCUGACUUCAGUUCUCAGUAAAAACCCCUUACUCCUGACAGAGCUGGAUCUGAGUGAGAAGAAACCAGGAGACUCAGGAGUGAAGAAGUUCUGUGCUCUUCUGGAGGAUUCACACUGCAAAGUGAAGAAACUGAAACUUAAUGGCAGCAAUAUAACAGAAGAAGGCUGUGCUGCUCUGACUUCAGCUCUGACAUCAAACCCCUCACACCUGAUAGAGCUGAAUCUGAGUGGGAAUAAACUAGGAGAAGCAGGAGCAAAACACAUCUCAACUCUCCUGAAGAAUUCAAACUGUAAACUACAGAGACUAUUACUUUCAGACUGUAGUAUAACAGGUGAAGGAUAUGCAGCUUUGGCUUCAGCUCUUAAAUCAAACCCCUCACACCUGAUAGAGCUGGACCUGAGAGGAAAUGACCCUGGAGACUCAGGAGUGAAGCAGCUCACUGAUUUACAGAAGGAUCUAAAAUGUAAACUGAGGCUUAAUAACAGCAGUAUAACAGAAAAAGGCUGCAAAGAUCUGACUUUGGCUCUGACAUCAAACCCCUCACACCUGACAGAGCUGAAUCUGAGUGGGAAUAAAUUAGGAGACUCAGGAGCAACAGAGAUCUCAGGUCUACUGGAGAAUAAAAACUGUAAACUACAGAGACUGCUGUUAAAUGACAACAGUAUAACAGAAAAAGGCUGUGUUGCUCUGACUUCAGCUCUGACAAAAAACCCUUCACACCUGAUAGAACUGAAUCUGAGUGGGAAUAAACUAGGAGACUCAGGAGCGAUGGAUAUCUCAGGUCUACUGGAGAACAAAAACUGUAAACUCCAGAGACUGCUGUUAAAUAACAGCAACAUAACAGAAGAAGGCUGUGCUGCUCUGAGUUCAGCUCUGACAUCAAACCCCUCACACCUGAUAGAGCUGAAUCUGAGUGGGAAUAAACUAGGAGACUCAGGAGCGAAGCGCAUCUCUGAUCUACUGCAGAACAAAAACUGUAAACUCCAGAGACUGCUGCUUAAUAGCUGCAGUAUAACAGAAGAAGGCUGUUCUGUCCUGGUUUCAGCUCUGACAUCAAAUCCCUCACACCUGAUAGAGCUGAAUCUGAGUGGGAAUAAACUAGGAGACUCAGGAGUGAAGCACAUCUCUGCCUUACUACAGAAUCCACACUGUAAACUCCAGAGACUGGAGUGA